Messenger RNA from Vanessa atalanta (red admiral), 963 nucleotides. RefSeq names its product NFU1 iron-sulfur cluster scaffold homolog, mitochondrial-like. Gene Ontology annotation, cellular component: mitochondrion. Bases 93 to 893 code for a protein of 266 amino acids. Gene Ontology annotation, molecular function: iron ion binding; iron-sulfur cluster binding. The record is from RefSeq and is a predicted model, not a curated record. The transcript is spliced from 5 exons. Gene Ontology annotation, biological process: iron-sulfur cluster assembly. NCBI's taxonomy places the organism in Eukaryota, Metazoa, Arthropoda, Insecta, Lepidoptera, Nymphalidae.
UCUAGUUUAUGCAUAUUGUCACCAACCAAACGUAAAACUAAAAGUAUAAUAUAAGUAAAGGUCUGCGUAACGUCGCAGUAUAAAAAAUAAAUAUGUUCCGAAAUUCAAUGCGAUUUAUUAGAAUUGGAAAUCAAUGUAAAAGAAUAUAUGUUGUACAUAAUUAUAAUGGUACGAAAUACUUUAGCAGCUUAUCUCAGCUGCCUAUUCACUCGAAAGAAUCUCUAAAAAGGCCUUCUUUGAAUCAGUGUAGUUAUCGCACAAUGUUUAUUCAGACACAAGAAACACCUAAUCCGAAUAGCUUAAAGUUCUUACCUGGCACCAAAGUUUUAGAGCCUGGUCAAACUAUGGAUUUCCCUAACAUUGGAGCUGCACAAUGUAGUCCUUUAGCUAAAAUGUUAUUUCGCAUCGAUGGAGUUAAGGGAAUAUUCUUUGGAUCAGACUUUGUUACAGUCACAAAACAAGAUGAUGAUGUAGACUGGAAACUUAUGAAACCAGAUAUAUACGCAACUAUCAUGGAUUUCUUUGCUAGCGGGUUACCAGUUGUCACCGAUGCUAAGCCUUCUGGAGAUACACAAAUCAAUGAAGAUGAUGAUGAAAUUGUUCAAAUGAUUAAAGAACUUUUGGAUACUCGCAUUAGGCCCACUGUACAGGAAGAUGGUGGGGAUGUUCUUUUUGUUGAUUUCAAAGAUGGUGUUCUCCGCCUAAAAAUGCAAGGAUCUUGUUCAUCUUGCCCUAGUUCAAUUGUCACACUUAAGAAUGGUGUCCAAAACAUGAUGCAGUUCUAUAUACCAGAAGUUUUGGCAGUUGAACAAAUUGAUGAUGAUGGUGAUAAGUUGAUUGAGAAGGUGUUUAAAGAAUUUGAGAAACUUAAAACCAAAGAAAAACAGGAAUAAAAUGAUAUAAACAUUUGAAAUAAGAAAAAAAAAACUAUAUUUUAUUUAUUACUCAGCAAAAUUAUCGAUA